Messenger RNA from Endocarpon pusillum Z07020, 648 nucleotides. RefSeq lists its product as uncharacterized. Gene Ontology annotation, molecular function: structural constituent of cell wall. Gene Ontology annotation, cellular component: fungal-type cell wall. Bases 1 to 648 code for a protein of 215 amino acids. The record is from RefSeq and is a predicted model, not a curated record. Gene Ontology annotation, biological process: fungal-type cell wall organization. NCBI's taxonomy places the organism in Eukaryota, Fungi, Ascomycota, Eurotiomycetes, Verrucariales, Verrucariaceae. The transcript has 2 exons.
AUGCACGGGCUCGACACCUGGGGACAACCACAAGGACUGCCUGUUAGACAGAUCGCCGAUGGUCAGCCACAGGUCCCCACAUAUACCAUGGCACCUGUGUCUAUGAUCAUGGAUGGCCAAGUUCAAGGUGGCAUGCACACUAUGAUCAUGAUGCCAGCCAGCCAGACUGGAGAUGGACUGCCUCAAGCAUCGGUAGUCACAGCUGCACCGGUACCCCAGAUCUCCGAUGGUCAAACCCGAGCCAAAGCCAGCACUAGGACGCUAGUCUCUCGAGUCUCAGAUGCCCAGCCACAGGCAUUAGCUGCUACCGAUCCUGCAGCAUCGAGCAGCGCCGGUACCCGCCUUGUCGCUUGCAAGAGUGAAGGCACCCUUGAACUCACUCUCAACGAUGGUGUCCUCAAAGAUGCCCAGGGUCGAACAGGAUACAUUGCGUCCAACUUCCAAUUCCAAUUUGAUGCUCCACCACAAGCCGGCGCCAUCUACACCUCAGGGUUCUCGGUUUGCAGCAAUGGCAGCUUGGCUCUUGGUGGUUCGAACAUCUUCUACCAAUGUCUCAGCGGCAAUUUUUACAACCUCUACGACCGUUACUGGGCUGCCCAAUGCUCGCCUGUAACCCUCGAAACGCUAGCCCUUCAGGACUGUGCUUGA